Messenger RNA from Asterias rubens (European starfish), 363 nucleotides. RefSeq names its product CD209 antigen-like protein E. Bases 1 to 363 code for a protein of 120 amino acids. Lineage: Eukaryota; Metazoa; Echinodermata; Asteroidea; Forcipulatida; Asteriidae. The transcript has 2 exons. The record is from RefSeq and is a predicted model, not a curated record.
AUGCAUGAUGCCGACGUUCCAUGGGAAGAGGGCAAGCAGAUUUGUGUUGAGAUGGGUGGGGUGAUGGUUGUCCCUCAAUCCGAAGAAGAGUUACAACACAUCCUCAACAUGUGCGGAUGCGAAUAUUUCUGGAUUGGUUGCAACGACAUUGACGCCGAAGGUACUUGGGUGUGUUUGGGUGGUGAAGGUACUAUUGACCUGAAGGACAAGAGAUGGAUGGAUGGUGAGCCAAAUAAUUACAGAGGCAACGAAGAUUGUGCCAUAGGCUGGGCUGACCAUGUAGGCUGGAACGAUGCGAAUUGUGGAUACACACGCAAGUUAAUCUGUCAACGCCCCAUUGCACCAGCACUGUUGCUUCUGUGA